Trypanosoma grayi is the source of this 633-nucleotide messenger RNA. RefSeq lists its product as hypothetical. Gene Ontology annotation, biological process: rRNA processing. NCBI's taxonomy places the organism in Eukaryota, Euglenozoa, Kinetoplastea, Trypanosomatida, Trypanosomatidae. Bases 1 to 633 code for a protein of 210 amino acids. The transcript has a single exon. The record is from RefSeq and is a predicted model, not a curated record.
AUGGCUGGACGCUUUCGCGGCGCGGUUGGCAAGCUGUCAACGCCAAAGAAGAGCAGAACAGCAAAGAGGGCUAAGGGCAAGAAGACCGUCGCGCUUGUGAAACGCGCCCCCAAACUCUCACCUGCUAGUCUGCAGAAGCGCAUCGCUGAAUUGACGGGCGCGGCCCCACAGGAUAGGAAGGAGGCUGCCGUCAAGAAAACCAAGACGAAGAUCGCGGCGCAGAGCACCACGCGAGCCGCACCAAUGCUACAGAAACCAGUUGGCCGCGCUGCUAUGGAAAUUGUGGGUACCAAAAUCGAGAAGAUUGUGCCAAAGACCGACCUUUCCGCGGAGCGCACACCCGCGGAAGCGAUGGGGCUAAAGCUGCUGCACCGCGCUGUAAAGAAUCAGAGCCACAACCGCCUGUUGCAGCACCAGAACCGCCACGACUACGAGUACCGUCUUCGCACUGUCGCCACGACAGGUGUGGUUCGUCUCUUCAACUCCCUCGCACAUGCUCGCAAGGCGGGCGAAGCUGUGGAGGCACACGAGAAGCAGUUGACGGCGGAUAAGGCCCAUGAGAAGAAGCAAGUAGCCACUAAGGAGGCGUUUCUCGCCGCCCUCCGCCAGCCGCGGCGGAUGGAGAAGUAUUGA